UUUUAGGAAGAAAACCAACUGGAAAAAUCAAUGAAGUUCCUUCUUCUCACAUUUGUUGGUGUUGUUCACCUUUUAUCCCUGAGCUCUGGGAAAACGAUAUAUAAGAAUGACAUCUCUCAGAGGUCUUUUCAAGAAAUUAAAGAAGAAAUAGCCAGCUAUGGAGAUGUUGCUAAAGCAAUCAUCAACCUUGCUGUUUAUGGUAAAGCCCAGAACAGAUCCUAUGAGCGACUGGCACUUCUGGUGGAUACUGUUGGACCCAGACCAAGUGGCUCCAAGAGCUUAGAAAAAGCCAUCCAAAUCAUGCACCAGAACCUGCAGGAAGAUGGGCUGGAGAAUGUCCACUUGGAGCCGGUCAAAAUACCCCACUGGGAGAGGGGGGAAGAAUCUGCUGUGAUGCUGGAGCCAAGGAUUCACAAGAUGGCUAUUUUGGGUCUUGGAAGCAGCAUUGGGACUCCCCCAGAAGGCAUUACAGCAGAAGUUCUCGUGGUGACCUCGUUCGAGGAACUGCGGAGAAGGGCCCCAGAAGCAAGAGGGAAGAUUGUUGUGUAUAAUCAACCUUAUGUCAACUACUCGAAGACAGUGCAGUACCGAGUCCAGGGGUCAGUGGAAGCUGCCAAAGUGGGGGCUGUGGCAUCCCUGAUUCGAUCAGUGGCUUCCUUCUCCAUCUACAGUCCUCACACAGGUAUUCAGGAAUACCAAGAUGGUGUGCCAAAAAUCCCAACAGCCUGUAUUACAGUGGAAGAUGCAGAAAUGAUGUCAAGAAUGGCUUCUCGUGGGAACAGAAUUGUUAUUCAGCUGAAGAUGGGGGCAAAGAACUAUCCAGAUGCUGAUUCCUUCAACACUGUAGCAGAGAUCAUUGGCAGCAAGUACCCAGAGCAGGUCGUACUGGUCAGUGGACAUCUGGACAGCUGGGAUGUGGGGCAGGGUGCCAUGGAUGAUGGCGGUGGAGCCUUUAUAUCAUGGGAAGCACUCUCGCUUAUUAAAGAUCUUGGGUUGCGACCAAAGAGGACUCUGCGUUUGGUGCUCUGGACUGCAGAGGAACAAGGUGGAAUCGGUGCCUUCCAGUAUUAUCAGUUACACAAGGCAAAUAUUUCCAACUACAGCCUGGUGAUGGAGUCUGAUCUGGGAACCUUCUUACCCUCUGGGCUGCAAUUCACUGGCAGCGAAAAGGCCAGGACCAUCGUGGAGGAGGUCAUGAGCCUGCUGCAGCCUGUCAACAUCACACAGGUCUUUAGGGCUGGAGAAGGGACAGACAUUAACUUCUGGAUCCAAGCUGGAGUGCCUGGAGCCAGUCUACUUGAUGACCUAUAUAAAUAUUUCUCCUUCCAUCACUCCCAUGGAGACACCAUGACUAUCAUGGAUCCAAAGCAGAUGAAUGUUGCUGCCGCUGUUUGGGCUGUUGUCUCUUACGUCAUUGCAGACAUGGAGGAAAUGCUGCCCAGGUCUUAGCAAGAGCAAGAAAGAAAGCAUGCUUGUCCUUUCUGGCCAGGAAUCCUGAGUCUGCAGCUCCAGGAAGUCCUUCUUCAACUAACAGUUUCAUCUGACCUAGUCCAUUUUCAAAGCACAGUACUUUUUCAUACUUCCUAUUACCGUCUCUCUUGAUACUUUCCAAAUUGUGUUUCUAGAGGAAUAAAUGACCCCCACCCAACAUAGAAUCCGCAUAUGGUAGAGAUCACAGUGGGGACAUUUCAUUAUACCACCUGUAAAAAAUAUUGUUUCUACUUUGAAAGUAAAUACUGGAUAAAUAUUUGGAAGAUC
This is a messenger RNA of Lynx canadensis (Canada lynx), 1758 nucleotides long. It is a transcript of the gene CPQ, whose product is annotated as carboxypeptidase Q. The record is from RefSeq and is a predicted model, not a curated record. Bases 31 to 1449 code for a protein of 472 amino acids. NCBI's taxonomy places the organism in Eukaryota, Metazoa, Chordata, Mammalia, Carnivora, Felidae. The transcript is spliced from 7 exons. Gene Ontology annotation, molecular function: metallodipeptidase activity. Gene Ontology annotation, biological process: thyroid hormone generation; proteolysis; peptide catabolic process.